Messenger RNA from Penicillium argentinense, 1332 nucleotides. RefSeq names its product PQ-loop repeat-containing protein. The coding region runs from base 1 to 1332 and encodes 443 amino acids. The transcript has a single exon. Lineage: Eukaryota; Fungi; Ascomycota; Eurotiomycetes; Eurotiales; Aspergillaceae. The record is from RefSeq and is a predicted model, not a curated record.
AUGCCUCCUCCGCUUUUACACCAGCUCCUCGCCGGAUCUCUGCCCGACCACUGCGAACCGACCUCGCCCUUCCUCACCGCGAUCUCCUCACACCUCCACAUCUGCCUCCCCACUCCUCUCGCGCUGAUCUCCUCCGUUCUCGGCUCGUUCAGCAUCGUUUCCUGGCUCUUCGCCCAGCUGCCCCAGAUUUACAAGAACUACCAGCUUCAAUCCACCUCCGGCUUGUCGAUUUUCUUUCUUAUCAUCUGGUGUCUAGGCGAUGCAAGCAACCUGAUCGGGGCCCUCUUCACCCGCCAGGCCGGAUGGCAAGUGGUAGUCGCCAGUUACUACGUCUGCGUUGAUAUCGCCCUCGUCGUUCAGUUCUUCUGGUAUACACACUAUAAACCAAGUCGAUAUAGAGAGUACGAUGAACUCCCACGCUUGCACGAUUCCGCCGAUCCCGCAGCUGGCCUGCGAGAAGGUGUCCAUUUGUCCGGCAACAAUGCCGUGCACCAGUCCCCCGCACCGGUCAACAUGGCCUCCAAGAGAUCCGAGGUCCACGACAUGGGCGUGCAAACCGGCUCAACGCUAAACUCCCCAGCCGGCCGCACACACUCAUACACGAACGAGAAGACCAACUCUCCGCGCCGCUCCGUCCGAGUCGCCAGCAGCGCCUCCAGCCCUCCCUUCGCGCUUCCCCGCACCAUUCUCAUUGCCUCGCUGCUCUGCGCAGUCGUUGCAAACGCAAGUCCUACCCAUGCAAAGUCCGCGCCGCAUCCACCCAUCUCCCACGCCCCAAGCGAAACCGUUCUCGAGAUCGUCGGUCGCAUCUUCUCCUGGAUGUCGACAUUGCUCUACCUCGGUUCGCGCCCACCACAGCUCUUCAAGAACUACCGCCGCAAGAGUACGGAGGGUCUUUCUCCGCUGCUGUUCAUGGCUGCUUUUUGUGGGAAUCUCUUCUACUCUAGCUCUCUGCUGACGAAUCCGAACGCCUGGUCCGAUUUCGAACCCUACGGCGGCGGCGGAUGGGCCGAUGACCAUGGCAACGAUCGUCUGGAAUGGGUUGGACGCUCAAUCCCUUUCUUCCUGGGUGCGUUCGGUGUUCUGUUCCUUGACGGCUUUAUGGGCGUGCAGUUCCUCAUGUAUGGCCCUCGCGACGAUGAGAGCUUUAUUGGCGAAGACGAGGAUCCCAAGCGUGGCCGGAGCAAGUGGCGCCGGGUACAUGGCUGGAUGCGUGGAUGGAUUCCAUCCACAUCGCCGCAGCGCGGAGAGCGUGAGCAUGUUACUGCUGUUAGCUCGCAGGAGGGCCAGGCCCUUCUUGGUAAUGACCGGGGACGAUAUGGUACUGUCUAA